GUCCUAACCCAUAGUGUUUCAUUCAUAAAUACCAUAAGCGUUUAUUUCGGAGCUGACCGAUUCCAUUAUUUUAACACCGAAUAUCCCUGCAUGGACCAGGUAGAUUACAGUUAGGGGGACAGUCUCACCCUUUCUUGCCUGGACCAUGAGCAAUGAGUCAACCUUGGUGAAAAACCUAACUGACGACGCCACUGAUCUCCUGCAUGGCCCUGGCGGGCAGGAUGGCUACGUCCUCCUGCUGGUUCUGCUCUGCGUCUUUGUGGGGGGGACGCUGCUGUUGCUGUCUGUCCUGCUGAUCCUGUGCCGCCGCUGCUGUGAGGGGGGGCGCCGCUAUUCUAGGGCCAGUGAUGAUCCUGAGAAGACCAACACCACCUAUGUGGAGGAAUACCAGCCGGUUCCAGAGAUCACCAUCCGGGUGGACGAGGAGGACUGCCUGUCCUCAUCCAGUGGACAGGACGUGAAGACGGAGUGCUUCCUGUCCACCGGAUCAACGGGCCGCCGCGUCUCAUUCAAUGAGUCAGCUCUCUUCGACCAUGGCAGGAAAGCGCAGGAGAAAGGCCGCAGGUACACACUCACCGAGGGAGACUUUCAUCACCUGAAGAAUGCCCGCCUCACUAACCUCCACCUGCCCCCCCCUGCCCUGAAGAUCCUCACCAUCCCCGAGUCCCCCGAACAGCCUUCCUCCAAACCCAAACUCUCCAUCUUCCAGCCCCCGGUGCGUGUGCCGCCCCAGACCGCCAUGGCCAAGGUGGGCCUCGGCACGUGCUCCGGCCUCCCGGGGGAUGCCUUAAACUCCACUGCGGAUGCUGACUUUGACGAGAGCUUCCCCAUUCCCGACCUCCGGCUGCCCCAUUCCCGCUCAAUUGACAUCAUGGAAGCACAGGAGUGGAAUGGGAGCAGUCCGGGGAUCGGCGUCACCGCUGAUGGAACGACGGGCGCCAUGGCGACUGCAGCAUCUAGCCAAGGCACUGUGCUGCAGAUCUUCACCAAGCUGCGCCGCCACGCCAGCCUGGAGGGCAUCAGCCCCUACUUCAGGAUCAAGAAGUGGAAGUUUGACAGCAUCCAGCGAGCCUCCAGCCUGGACGUGCGAGGAUCCCCCAAGAGACACCAAUUCCAGCGCCAGCGGGCAGCCAGCGAGAGCACAGACCAGGACGAGCACAGCUCACCCCACCUGGAUUUCAUCCAGCACAUCGCCCGCGUCCAGCACCGGGCCCCCACCUCUACGCUAUCACCUUCCCUCGGCAGGUUAGAGGCGGGGGAGGUGGCAGCGGCCAGUAGCAACGGGGAGGCAGGAGUGAAAGCGGGGCCGUCGGAGUCCCAGGAAGAGGAGGAGCUGCUGUCCGGGGGGGGGCCAUCGCACGGCUGCCAGGAGACCACCGAGCACCUGACACUGUACCGCGACAUCUGGACCCUGCGCGCCUCGCUGGAGCAGUACGCCUCCUCCGAGCAAAGCAGCAACAACGACAGGGAUUCGGUCCGCAGCGACGCCGGCAGCGUGAGUUCGCUGGGGGGCGGAGCCGCGGGGGGGGCUCUGGCCAGCUAUCCCUCGCAGGACACUGGGGAUGAGCUGGAGGUGGAGCUGCCCAGCGAUGUGGGUAGGGGGGACAGGGGCCGGGUCAAGCAGGACAGCGUGGACUCGGAGCGAGGCAGCGACAGCGAGGCGGCGAGUCGCAAGCUGCUGCAGAUGGACAGCGGCUACGCCUCCAUCGAGGCCCCCUCACGCGCCCCGGAGGACGCGCGGCUGUUUGCGCCCCCUGGUGGCGGCAAGGGCAAGACGGCGUCGGAGAAGCGGCACUUCUUCACCAACUCGGGUCGCAAAGUCAGCGUGUGCGAGAGCUUCGAGAUGCGUCUCUCUGAGGAGGAGCUGGAGGACGAGGCCGCAGCCGGGGCCACCGCAGGGGGGUGCAGCCCGGCCGACUGGUCUCCCCACGGGGAGACGUUUGGCCCUCGGGACUCGAGCCCGCUGCCCCGCUUCCGUCGGCGGGAUUACAGCAUCGACGAGAAGACGGACGCGCUCUUCAACGAGUUCCUGCGGCACGACCCCCAGUUUGACCAGCAGGAGUCGCCGGUGAGACAGAAACACCGCUCCCGCGUACACCUGCGCAAGCAGUGGCAGCGGACUAAGCAGUACAGCGACCCCGGCAUGCGGCUCCCCGCACUGGGCAUGGAGAGGCAGCGCGGCGGGCUGCGCCGGGGUGACAGCGCCACCUACCCGCUGGACGUGCGUUACCACAGCAAGCUCUCGCGGAUCGUGAGCGCGGCCGACGAGGAGGGCGGCGAGGGCACCGGCGAGAUACCCAGCGCGGAGGCCCAAGAGGAAAGGUCAAAGGUCAGCCCUGAUGGUGGUGGAGGAGGAGCCUCUGACUCCCCUCCUCCAGCAUCGGAGCAGGGCGAGCCCCCCAGGCCCGGCAGCCCCGGCACUGGCUACGGCCCGCAGAUGAUCGUGGCCGAGUUGACGGACAAGCUGGCCCUGGGGCUGGAUGAUCGGCUGUACAGGGUCCUCCAGGUGCCCAAAGGCAGCUCGGAGUGCAUAGCUACUGCCGUCUCUGUGUCCCCUGACCACAGCCCAGUGUAACUCCCAGCAAUGCCUUCCAGACCUUUUUUUAUAUUACUAUAUCUAACACUUUUAUCCAGAGCAACUUAAAGUAGAGGGAAGGGUUCAAAUUUAUGUUCGCUCCCUGGGAUUUGAACCCACAACCUUCCCCAUAGAUCAGCUACAGUCUGUACGGGGGGGAGGAGGUAUAAAAAGCUAAUAGGUCUGUAUAUAAACAUUUAGUCCCUCCCCUGUCUGUGAUUCAGCAGCUGAAUCCUCCAACAGAGGGCCACACCUGGUCCUCAGAGCUGGAUCUCGUUUCGGUCAAGUUGCAGUACAGCUACCUCCGAGACGGGGUGUUAUAAUGCUGAAAGGGCCUUUCCACUGCACUGACGACGCCACUGUGAAUCCUGGUUCUUCUUGUCCUUAGUCUUACACCCGUGGCCCUGUGUCACAAAGGUCAUUGGUCUGUAUCGCUGCUGCGUCUUAACUUUUUGGUUCGUGGACAAUGAAAAAAUCCUGUGUUACUUUCCCUGUAUGGCAAAUACCUUCUGAUUUUUUUUUUUUCCCCCGUUCGCUCUUUCAAUCAGUCGGGACGGCGAAAUGACAUCAAGCCUAAGGAGUUCCGAGUUCCUACUUAAGCAUCCAUAAUGGGAGAUUUAUUUAGCUAAUUUUAUCUAGAAUUUAUGAACUCCACACGUACGCACGACGCCUGAUGAGUGAUGCAUUGUGCUUUAUACGUGUAUAUGACGUUUGAUGCAUCCAAGAACCCGUCUAGUUCACAAUGAAGAAAUGAGAUAAGGGUUUAUAUUUGGUUACCUCUGGAGUCUUGUAGCAUGAAGCUGUCUUUCAGGUUUGCUUGAAAUUUGCCUUUCAUUUAGAGCAGAAUGUAGAGGACCGGUGUCUUUAUGAGCCUUAGUAAGCUUCUCUGUAUGCAGGUGGGGUGCCAUACCUCCCAGCCAGCCCGAGAUCGACGGCCAUGAGCAACACCUACGCCUGCUAUCAUUCCCCAGCGCAAAUGACCAAAUACGUAUCUAGGAAGGUCUGUUUAGAACCUGACGUAAAGGGAUUAUGAUAACCGGCAGCGGAAUAGAUCAUAUAUGUACGUUUUAGGGUUAAGCAUAAAAGGCAUCUUUUUAUUGAGUCAAAUAUUACAAGAAAAUACCUCCUUGUUUUGUCUCUGCCGAUAUAUGUCGAGAUACAGAUGGUAUAUAAACAUCGGUCAUCGUAAAACACGUAGCCUGUCCGACAUCCGAAACAUUACUGUGCAAGUCUGCAUGUGACAGAGUGAAGAGUUUUAGCACAACCUACCAGGACACCAUUAGAUACCAUUUUUAUUUAAAUUUUUGUAUUUCAAUGAAACUAGACAAAUAGUCUUGGGACUGUAAGACUUUAACAAACCAUACGUGAAAGUUCUCAGUGGCUAAAGCCAUUAUUGUGCAUUAUAUUUUGACUGUGAAAAACAUUUUCUGAAUUCCUCCCAGAUUUGUCGAGGGACCAACUAACGUUAAUUUGUUAGAUAUUUUUGUUUUUGAUUUGUCAAUAAACAUAUUAACCAUUA
This is a messenger RNA of Paramormyrops kingsleyae, 4094 nucleotides long. RefSeq names its product CACN subunit beta associated regulatory protein. Gene Ontology annotation, cellular component: secretory granule; plasma membrane. The record is from RefSeq and is a predicted model, not a curated record. NCBI's taxonomy places the organism in Eukaryota, Metazoa, Chordata, Actinopteri, Osteoglossiformes, Mormyridae. Gene Ontology annotation, biological process: negative regulation of voltage-gated calcium channel activity; negative regulation of calcium ion-dependent exocytosis. Gene Ontology annotation, molecular function: transmembrane transporter binding.